AUUUUGCGAAAAUCCCCUCACUGUAUUCCCGACAAACGACGCACUCCCCCACCCCCGCUCCUCUCCCCGCCGGUUCCCCCUGCUCCUCUCCCUUGCCGGAGCACUCUGCUCGGCUCCCCAAGAAGCUUCUGCUCGCGUCGCCGGAGAUUCCCCGCGCAGCUCCCUGCUCUGCUCUCCCUCCUUGUUCCCCUCUUCCUCCGCCGCGUUGCUUCCCCGAGCGAGGAGAAGCCUCGAUUUUUCCGACCUCCUCCAACAGAAGCCGCAGCUGCCCCGCUCCACCACCGCCAACGCCGCCGCAACUGCCUCCUCCGCCGCUCUCUCCUGCUCGCGCAGCUCCAGCUUGCCUUCCUCUCCUAGCUUCCCCCCUCCCUAGUGACCUCCGCGCUCUGCUCCGGCUGCUUCAGAUCCGGCGCCGGCGAGGCUGAUAUGGUGGCUGCGAGGCCAGACGGCGAGAGACGUAGCCGACGAGCCCGACGACAGCAAGCUCGAUGGCGAGCUCGACGGCGGCGGAGACGUCUUCUGUACUGCGAGCUCCACCAUCCCUACACAUACUGUACUGCGAGCUCGACGACGACAGUGGCGUCUUCUUGGCAGGCAAAAUUCCUAACUGUUGGAGUAGCUUCGUCAUAAGCCUGAAAUGCAACUUGGAGGACAAUUGGACAACAGGAGAACAAUUGGACAACAUCAUCAGGAGGUUAGCAACCAACACGAACUGCAACACGAAAUUUCAGGAUAAUCGGGAGGACAGCAACAAUAAAUUUCAGGAUCACAAAGAGUUCAGUGGAGGCGGGGGCGGGGACGGGGAUUGGAGUACACCAACCGUCCGCAAUAGUGGUGGGGUGGGGGGAUCGGGGGCGUCGGCGUCGCCCACAAGCAGCAACGGUGGCAGUAGAGGCGUCCACCACCGCGACCACCACUAGCAGCCGGCGGCCAAGCGGACCAGCCUGGUGGCCGAAGCGGAUCAGCACGGCGCCGUUAGGCGGCGGAGUCGGGGCCGACAAGCUGUGUCUUGGGUGGCGAACUGGCGAUGGUCCUGCUCGUGGGUGGGCGACGAAGUUCCUGCCCGUGGCCGGUGGAGGUCCUCCGAGUGGGCGGCGGAGGUCCUGCUCGUGGGCGGCGGAAGUCCUGCUCGUCGGUGGGCUAGUUGGCCGGCUCCUGGGCGGUGUAGGAACUGCUCGUGGGCGGCGCAUGGCCUGCUAGAGGGCGUCGCAUGACCUGGUCGAGUGCGUGGAGGAGCAGAAGCCGCAGCUCUCCUCCGGCGGGUGGCGCAGGUGAGUAGAAGCGGAGGCGCAGGUGCACAGGGGCGCCGCAGGCGGGCGGCGGCGCAGGUGGGCAGGGGCGCUGCAACGGUGGCUGGGGCUGGGUGCCGACGCCCGACGGUGCUGCCGCGGGCGACGGGGGAUGGAGGAAGAAGGAGAGGGGGUAAUUAGUGUGAUGUUUAAAAGUGAGAGGUCCUUUUUGUAAAAAUGCCAAUGUACUACACCGUGGACAACUUUUUCGGGACGGAGGGAGUAACUCAAUACAACAAUUGUCCCGAAUACAACAAUGAUACCGAUCACACAUGAAUUAAGUAAAAUGAAUGUAAAAUUGGCCGGUGCCUUUGUCAA
Molecule: messenger RNA, 1607 nt
Organism: Aegilops tauschii subsp. strangulata
Lineage: Eukaryota; Viridiplantae; Streptophyta; Magnoliopsida; Poales; Poaceae
Source: RefSeq, a predicted model, not a curated record